AUGUCAGUUCCCAAGCCGGAGUCGUCCUUGACGGGGCACUGCGCCGCCAUCGAAAAGGACACGCUAUAUGUCUUCAACGCCGAUGCAUUCCAAUCGCUACCGCUCAAGGAGAAUGCAACAUGGUCGCAGGAGAUCACAGGAAUACCAGUGCAGGACCCAGCUUGCGUGAAAGCAACAUCGAACGGCGGCGCGUCUCUGUAUGUUGUUGGAGGAGCGACGGACAACAGCUUUUACAUGGGACUACAACGGUACUCUUUCGAUGGUGGAGCGUGGGAAACGCUCACUCCGCUUGCGGAUGUUAUGCGAAGUCGGACGAACCACAGCGUAGCAUACUUGAAGGACUCGGAUUCGAUACUGGUAUAUGGCGGAUCAACGCCAGAUGCACCUUCGCUUCUGUCAUCACAGACGUUUCUUAUUUCGACGACAUUACCAUACAACAUACGAUCAUUCACAUCGAAUGCACCGCCCGCUAACAACCCCAUACUACAACCCUGGAAUAGCAGUCAUGCUGUGAUGGUCGGAGGAGAAACAACGAAUACUGGCGUGUGGUUGUUUGGACCGAACGAUGGCUGGACACAACUCGGGACAAACCUCUCCGAGCCCCUUGACUCUGCGGCGAGAGCUGUAGUAAUAGACGGCGAGGAUGGCAGCAAGGUGUUGCAGGUAUACGACUUCCAGACGUCGCCCAAUACUGCGCAAGGAGUCGUUCUGCUAGGACCAGGCGGCGAGGUCGCGGCUCCCGGAACGACUGUUGGUGACAGUAACUCGUCGAGGAAACGAAAAGGAGAUUUAAGCAUCAACAAUUGGCCGUCGUACAACAGCACGAACGCGCCCACAUCCACGCGAACCGACUGUUCCAUCUCACGCAAUGCCCAAGGCACGAUAGUGAUGGCAGGAGGAAACGACAACGACCCAAUUGCCAUGUAUGACCAGAAUGAGAACUCCUGGAUAGAUGCCGGAGACUUCUUCAACAGGCAGGUCCAACAGCCACUGCAACCGAGUAAGACAGCAUCGACAUCACCCACGUCAGCAGAGUCAUCAGUAUCGGCGACAUCUUCUGAAGCGGCAAAGGGCGGUGGUGGAUCUCACGAGAAGACGAUGAGGACGCUCGGCAUCACGCUGGGCGUGCUUUGCGGUAUUGCUGCGCUCUUCAUAAUCGUGCUACUUUUCCUCAGGUGGCGAAAGAUGAAGGCGAAGAAGAAGAACGGCGGCUACCUUGAGGAGAAGGAUGGCCAGCAAAAUCCGGAUCGAAUGAGCUUCGCAGAUCGAGGCGCUUCUUUCAUGAAAGAGGCCGGACUCUCUACAGAUGAACUCGCGCCGCCGAAUCGCAACCUCUACAACUCCAGUCCUGGAUCGCACAGUUCACUUGCCAUCAUUGCCGGUAAGAUCGGCAACAAGCGCGGCACGAACGGAUUUCAAGCACAUGCAGCUAAGGGCAGCUUCGAGAGCACAACUCACCUGGUUAGAGACAAGGACGGGAACCUUGUGCACGCCGAGAACCACGAGAUGAUGGACAUCGGCGAUAAGAGCGCCACGUUGGCUUCAUCGACACUGACAGUACCGGGCGCUGUCCACGGCAGUAGCCUCGACAAGGAGACUCUGACGCAUAGAAAGCGCAGUUCUGGCUGGUCGAAGUACUUUGCUACCAGCGCCCCGACUGGACCCAAUGGGACUUCUCACAUUCCUUCGGUAUACGUCAAGCCGAGUCAAAGUACACUGAGCAUGGGCUCUGAGUACUCCGUCGACCGUGCACCGUCACAGGUAUCACGCAUACCAUCAUCUGUGCUUGUGCCGCCGCUUGACAUCGACUUCAACAAGACCGUCGACGGCCAGCGGCUCUCACAUGUGACGCAAGGCUCACCUGCAUUCUUCGACUCGAGGGAAGACUUCGCACGUGGAGGCAGUCUCGACGUCCAAGGUGAAGGUCAGCGAGGCAUCAUCGUCGACUCCAACGAUCCCAGGACGUCACAAGCCACAAGUAUAGGCUCCUCAUGGGGCAACCGCUCGACGAUUGAUAGCACCACGACGAGCGAGUUCUACAAUGAGUCGCACACGCCCUGGACGCCGAUGAGUGGCCAAGAUGCGCCUCGUGGGACCAGCAGCGUCUACACUAACAGCAUUUAUGAUGCUGGCAGGAGAGUGCCGUCUCGUGGCAAGUCGGCAGGCUUCUUCCCUGGUUCUGGCACGAAUUUCAAGCCGUCGAAGGUCAAGCUGAGCCACGCUGCAGGUCCAACUUCACAAUGGGCGUCACCUCAGCCAGAUGCCCAGACGGCAGACAUGGACUGGGCGAAGCCUCCAAAGAUGCCUGCUGCCAAAGCCGAAGCUGCAACUUCAAACGAUCGGGAUAGUACGAUGACGGUCUUCCCGGGUGCAGAUUAUCUAGACGACAAGGACGACGGCGCUCAAGCCAAAACAGCGCAAGCAAUAGCUGGCGCCCAAAAGCCAUCGCAACGACAGUCCUACGGUCGGCGGCACUCCACGCGUCAGUCACGACAAUCACAACCGGCCGUGAAUACCGACAUGUCGUGGCUGGAUUUAGGAAGCAAGUCAUGA
Molecule: messenger RNA, 2553 nt
Organism: Fulvia fulva
Lineage: Eukaryota; Fungi; Ascomycota; Dothideomycetes; Mycosphaerellales; Mycosphaerellaceae
Exons: 1
Coding region: 1-2553 (850 amino acids)
Molecular function (GO): protein binding
Source: RefSeq, a predicted model, not a curated record